Messenger RNA from Carassius auratus (goldfish), 1994 nucleotides. RefSeq names its product mitochondrial dynamics protein MID51-like. NCBI's taxonomy places the organism in Eukaryota, Metazoa, Chordata, Actinopteri, Cypriniformes, Cyprinidae. Gene Ontology annotation, biological process: mitochondrion organization; positive regulation of mitochondrial fission. Gene Ontology annotation, cellular component: mitochondrial outer membrane. The transcript is spliced from 5 exons. The coding region runs from base 131 to 1525 and encodes 464 amino acids. The record is from RefSeq and is a predicted model, not a curated record.
CAGAUGGAUAGUGACGUAUCAGGUGUUUGUUAUAGUUGAGAGGGCAAGUACGUGCUGGACAAAACUACGCAAUUUGAUACUCCAAUGGCUCUGAAUUGACAUUACCUUUUAAACUCUCACAGAGGAAGUGAUGUAUUAUUCUGGUAAAAGGCGAGGAGAAGAUGGGAUUGCUGCUGUCAUUGACUUCCUGUUGUCCAAUGCCCGGCUGGUGCUGGGGGUCAGCGGAGCUGCGGUGCUGGGCAUUGCCACAUUAGCUGUGAAACGGCUGAUAGAACGUGCUGGUAGGCCUCCUGAUGAGAAGCCUGACAAGAUGACGGACAGCUGGGAGGAGUUAAGUUUGGUUAGUGCCUCCCCCAAACUGCUGCACAAGAGUAUAGAAGGAGUGGUCAUGAAACGGAUUGAUACCGCAACACAGAAAGCGGAGCUGUCCCAAGCCAUUCCCCUGCCCUCACCUGAGCCCCAGUGCUGUGACGCUGACCCACCUCAGCGACGGAAACACAUGGAUCUGUGUGUGAUGACGUUUGUGGACCGUCUGCAGCAGUACUACAGAACACGUGUUUGUCUGUCAGCAGAGGAGGUGUCUGUCGCACAGCAGAGAGCGUUAGAUAUAGCCACAGAGAUCAAGGCCUUCCUGCACUACAAACACCCAGAUAUGCCACUGGGAGACAUGACGCUGGCGGGAUCAUUGAUCGACAACCUGCAAGUGGUUAAAGCCGACCAUGCUUGCUUGAUCGUGCCCCUACAGUUGGAGUCCAGUCUGUGGACACCUAUUGCGGGAGAGGACACAUUUUUGGGUCACCCUAAAUUCUGCAUGGUGCGCCGUGAAAACCUUGAGUACUUCCCAAGGGGGCGGAGCUACUGGGAUCGACAUUUGCUGGCUGGAUACUUGUCAUCGCGGCUUGUUUCUGAGCAACUAGGCAAGACAGUGAUGGAAUCAAUGAACUGGCCAUUGUUGACCGGAACCCUGGAGUGCGAGGUGCGACCGGUGCUUGGGUCUCCUGAGCUCAAACUGGAAAUUAAAGGGUUAAGUCAAAGCAGUUAUGAGAGUGGAGAACGCUUCUAUAUAACAGUGUUGCCAACAGUGCGCCUUGGUGAGAUGACGCUUAUGGCACAACGAGAGAUCACUGGGUCAUUCGACUACGUCUGGUACCAGAGCCUAUACACUAGCGAAACAGCCAGACUAGCAGAGCUUGACAAAGCAGACUCGGGGGUCAGAAGGAAGUGCCUGAAAACACUAAAGGCGGUGUGCUGCAACUGUACUUCACUGCGCAAGCUCAACGCUAGCCAUCUUCGCAAUGUCAUCCUACACAUGAGUGAAAAUGAAGCAGAUUGGACGGAAUCAGUGUUCGCUGACAGGUUCCUUCAGGCGAUCACUGAGCUAAUCGGAUAUUUGGAAACUGGAAUCUUGCCUAGUUACUUCAAACCUAAUUUGAAUCUGUUUCAGGGUUUGAAUGAGGACGACAUUGAUGAGAUGGGCUAUAUGCUGUACUCUGCUAUAACUGAACCUGAGAUUCUACUGAUCUGAUACACUCCUCCUAUUCCUUCUACGCACAGAAUAGUACUUUUAUCAAAACUCUCUAUGGCAACUGGCAUUAAUGCACCUUUAAACAAUGAAUGUAAAAUUACAUAUCAUUUUAUAAGGUGUCUAUUUAUGUGUGAAAAUGUAUAUGUAUUUCCAAUUACCUACUCCUUUAAAGGGGAUUUUGAAGUGACAUUGGCUCCAUUUGACUAUGCAGCACAUACCUAGACAGACACUCUGCUUGGAUGUAGAUUUUAAAGAAGUGAGAGAAAGCUUUUCAUAGUUUAGACCAUUUGACUGUGACUUGAGAUGGAUUUUCUUUGGUUGGCAACCUGUUCUGAACUCUGCGUUUACCAUGAGUAUAUGUUUUAUUAUUUAGCUUUUAUAAACAAUGGCAGAAAUCACAGACUACACAAAGCUGUGUUAACUCUGAAGAAGCAAAUAAUUAAUAUUAAGACAAUAAAGCAGUAAUGCA